AUGACAGGCGGAACGCUCGGUCGCGGCAAGAGGGGUAGACCGCCGCUAUUGAAAGAGUACUCGGACCCAAUGCAAAGUCCCAUGGCCCAUUCGUCAAUACAAAUGCAGAAAAACGCGGCCAGUUCGACUUUUACCAAACCAUGGAUGCGCGUUUCGCCGUCCCAGAAGAAAAGACGCAGAGAAAGCACAGCCAGCAGUAACGGUAGCUACUCAUCCGCACCAUCAAUUUCCCCCACACAGGCAAUUGCAAGACACAAUCGACACAGAGGAGUUUUACUGGCCACUCCUGUCAAGCACCAGCAACAUUGGGCUAACUCUUCACCCUUGACCCCUGCUGACAACAUUUUUUCUUCCGAGCCAAGAAGGCAACCGCUCAGGAGCUCUCCUCUAGGGCCCAGCUGUGGCCUUCCUGACACGCCAUCAGGAUCGGUAUACAAAAAUGAGAGCGGAAGUGCUUACGCCUCUUCUACUCAUCCAAACAAGCUGUCCCAGUUUAGCUUUUCUCUAUGUAUUGGCAACGACGGCAAGGCCAAAAUUGCGGGCGCAUCUACGGAAGCUACAUCAGUUGACUGUCCUAAGGCAAUUGAUGAUAUUGCUGCUCAAAAGCCACCUUUGACUGGAUUCGACAAAUCUGUGGUGUUGGGGCUUUUGAAAAAAAUGAAAAGCUCUCGCAGAGAGUCAAACUCACCCAGCAAAGUGUCAUCGAUACGGCCAAGUGAGGUUUUCACGGAAUAUCCACCUCAAUCACCCAAAGAAUCAAAGAUCUCACAACCAACGCUCCCAUGGACGCCUAAUUGCUCAGCCAUAUUCCAGCUAAAGACAGGAUUCACUCCCGGGAACGGCAUUGAUGAGGUGCUAGAUCAGACUGCAAAACAUGGGGAACUACAAAACCAGAGAAUCGGGAGAUCCAGAUCUAAUAGUGCGGUAUUUAAGAUGACGUCAGGAGAUCCUUUGUUAAUGACCGAAGAGGAUCCAAGUACAGAAUUCCUCGUAAGCCAAGGGCACGCAAACACAUCUACAGAGCUGUUUUUCCAACAACUACUGUCAUCUCCCAAAAAGCCCUCUGCUUAUUUCAGCUCCCCUUCAUCGUUCUUAAAUGAUUUGGGAUCAAGACCUCAGUCUAAACAAGAUCCACAAACAAUCCGUUCAUAUUACAAGAAACCUAGCAGCGAGUGUUCCAAAAAUGUACGCGGGAAAACAAUCGUUCCAACAACUCCAGUCGCCGAAAGCUCUCAAGAUUAUUCCUUUUCUAUUCAGUGCACACCGCUAAUACAACAAACAAUGUCUGGAUCUUUGAAUAAAUUCAUUGGCGAGACACUGCAGCAGAAAGGCCAUGGGCAAGCUACAGUUCAAUCGCCACGAGCGCUUGAACAAGAUGACGCUAGAUUAGCGCUUCGCAAUUUAAUUGGCGGGUCCAAUUAA
Lachancea sp. 'fantastica' is the source of this 1422-nucleotide messenger RNA. The record is from the annotation of a GenBank genome assembly. NCBI's taxonomy places the organism in Eukaryota, Fungi, Ascomycota, Saccharomycetes, Saccharomycetales, Saccharomycetaceae.